UACACAACUUUAGUGAUGUUUCGAUAAUAUAUGUAAAGAUUUGUGAAAUGUAAGAAGUACUUAUCGGUCUGGUGUGAAACAAUAACAAAUAAUGUGCAAUAAACGGUUAAUUUACAAAUUAUAACGCGGUGGUGUUUAUUAAAUAAACAUACAGAGCGUGACCGAUGUGUAAAACAUAAAUAAUUAUUAUACAAUAUAUGAAAAUUGGACUUUUGGUGCGACGGAAAUUGGAUUGAUACUGUGAUAAAACGGAGAUCCUAGCUUCAGCCAAUGGCACAGCACAUACUUUCGGCUGUGGAAUCAGAAAUUUCUUCUGGAAAGAACAAAGGAGAUCCGACAGAACGAGACAUGUGUGUAUCGUUGGAUGAUAGAGACUUAUGGGUUCGGUUUCAGUGCUUUACCAAUGAAAUGAUUGUCACAAAAAAUGGCAGGCGAAUGUUCCCAGUAGUGAAAGUUUCGGUAACAGGUUUAGAUCCCAAGGCGAUGUACACCGUUCUAUUAGAAUUCGUUCAAAUUGAUAACCACCGUUGGAAAUACGUAAACGGAGAAUGGGUACCGGGUGGUAAAGCCGAAGUGCCGCCUUCAAACCCAAUCUACAUCCAUCCAGAAUCUCCUAAUUUUGGAGCCCACUGGAUGAAAGAACCCAUUUCCUUUGCUAAAGUCAAACUCACCAAUAAAUGCAACGGAAACGGGCAAAUAAUGUUGAACUCGUUGCACAAAUACGAACCAAGAGUUCACCUUGUCAAAGUAGGAACAGAACAGAGGAGAGUUAUGACAUUUCCUUUUCCUGAAACCCAAUUUAUUGCAGUGACGGCGUAUCAAAACGAAGAAGUAACGUCGCUAAAAAUUAAAUACAACCCCUUUGCAAAAGCCUUCCUGGAUGCUAAGGAACGACCCGAAGGGGUUUACAACCAAAGAGAUUACUCCCAGUCUUAUGGUCAACAGCAAACCCAAUACUCCCAAUACGGAUCUUGGUUAUUGCCUCAUCAGCCGAUUUAUCCUACAGUUUCCACAGUUCCAUUAACGUCUUGUGAAAGGUACUCCUCCGGUUCUCCUUUAAGAAAUAACCGGUAUUCACCUUAUCCGUCAGCUAUUCAACAACGUCCCAAAUCCGCUUCAGUAUCACCACCUGUAUACAGCCCUCCCGAUCACCUACAGCAAACCACCCAGGUUUAUAGCGGUUCUGGAUCAUCUUACUCCACUUGGACAACAAUUCCUCAACAAGUUCCAACUACCAUCAUGAGUUCUUCAAUUAAUUGUUGGUCUCUAACGUCUAGUCCACCCCCGCCACAUCAGAUAUCGACCCCUGUGUCUCCCAAUCAGUCACCCACUCAUCAGAUAUACCAACAUGCACCCAUUUCAAAUUUAACGAACCUUUCUUAUCCAACGUAUUACAACCAAGACGUAACGUACACUCAUUAUCAACCCCCUGAGUAUGUCCCAUUGGUAAAUAACGAGGUAAGUUCAUACAGUUCUUUGGUAAACGAAAGAUCAACCCCAACAGCUUAUACAGAAGAAGUUGCGACAAGUCUAGAAAAAGUAUCUGAGUAUGAUGAGACUGGACCAGGUCAAAGGCAGCCUGACUCACCCCACUCAACGUCAAGCACCCCUAGACACGAAUGGAGCACGCACAGUAACAUUUAGAUUGUUAUUAGCCAAUGAGUUAUUAUUUAUGUAAAAUAGAUGUCUGAUUGAGUUAUUGUUACCUAAUUAUAAUA
This is a messenger RNA of Agrilus planipennis (emerald ash borer), 1718 nucleotides long. It is a transcript of the gene byn, whose product is annotated as brachyury protein. Gene Ontology annotation, molecular function: RNA polymerase II cis-regulatory region sequence-specific DNA binding; DNA-binding transcription factor activity, RNA polymerase II-specific. Gene Ontology annotation, cellular component: nucleus. The record is from RefSeq and is a predicted model, not a curated record. The coding region runs from base 271 to 1644 and encodes 457 amino acids. The transcript is spliced from 5 exons. NCBI's taxonomy places the organism in Eukaryota, Metazoa, Arthropoda, Insecta, Coleoptera, Buprestidae. Gene Ontology annotation, biological process: cell fate specification; mesoderm formation; positive regulation of DNA-templated transcription.